Musca vetustissima is the source of this 5410-nucleotide messenger RNA. Its product is annotated as inactive rhomboid protein 1-like. Gene Ontology annotation, molecular function: serine-type endopeptidase activity. Gene Ontology annotation, biological process: regulation of epidermal growth factor receptor signaling pathway; regulation of protein secretion. NCBI's taxonomy places the organism in Eukaryota, Metazoa, Arthropoda, Insecta, Diptera, Muscidae. The record is from RefSeq and is a predicted model, not a curated record. Gene Ontology annotation, cellular component: endoplasmic reticulum membrane. The coding region runs from base 66 to 5345 and encodes 1759 amino acids. The transcript is spliced from 6 exons.
CCAGUUGUGUGGGCAGCAGUACAACACUGCGCCGAAAAUCAUCCCUUAGCUAUCAGCAACAAUUGAUGGGCAACACAUUACAAUGCAGUUCGGAUAUAACCUCCGACUGUGGUACUGAAAUAUCACCGGGACAUUUUAGCCCACAUCCCAAUGAAUUGUACCUACAUCACUCGCACACACAUCAACAGCAACAACAACAGCAGCAGCACCAACAGCAUCAUCAACAACAUCAUUCACAACAGCAACAACAACAUCCACCACCCCAUGUCAAACUAAGUCUGCAACCGAUAGAACGUUACGAUGACUCGUUGGCCUGCAGUUUGCCACCACCCUCACCGGCGCCCAACAGUGAUCGAUUUAUUGAUGGAACAUGUGUGGUCUCACCACCCAGUGGUCACAGUGAUGGCCACCCCGGUGAUGAUCAUUUGCAGCCCGCACAUCAUCAUCACCAUCACCACCCACAACAACAGUCGCAGCACCACCACCACCAACAAACGUUGUCAUCUUCCACCUCGAACUCGUCAAUAUCAACCGGAGGUUUGGGUAGCUGUUCAUCAUCGGUAGGGGCAUCAGCUAUUGCCUGUGGACCAAUGAACGCCUCAUUGCAACGUGUCAGCCAUCAUGGACUGAAAUAUGGUGGCGCGGGACAGACAAUGCAGAACCUGCAACGUUCUGCAUCGCCCAACACCAGCCGUUAUCGUCUGAAUGGCGAACAUCAUCGUUAUCGUGAUUUGAAUACCGGUUCCAAUGCCUCCUCCUCAUCCUCCUCGAACACAAAUGCCACUGUAGCUGCGCCUGGGGUGCCAAACCAAACGGGACGCUUUAUGAGUAACUCAUCGAGUCAUUAUUUGAAAAAUUGCCCUACAUCGUUGGUGCCGAGCGAUACCUACAGCUAUUUGGCCUCGUCGGCCCAUACACCGGUCAAACGUUACGUACCCACCCCACCACCACCACAUGAGCUCUACGUUGCCGAUCAUCAUUCGCAUGGACAUUACAGUAAGCCACAAGCCUCCUCGACACAACAUCAACAUACACUGCCAUAUCGCAAUCGAAAUUUAAAAUGUUGUUCAUCCGAGCAGCAGAUCGCUGGCAGCGGUGGCGAACUGCAACCUCUGUCCAGCCUAAACCAAACGAAAGAACAUUACGCUUCAUCGCCCCGAAUACGAAGUAGCCAAUAUGGUGGACCCACGGCAAUUGGAGGUUCUAAACUACCGGGCAAAGAUUCUCCGGUGGUGCAUCAUCAUUUGAUAAGUGGUGGUGAGGGUGGUCAGGGUAUAAUGGCGGCAGCCCACACCUACAACAAGACCUUCAGUAUGAUGACCACCCAGUGUAGCGUGGUGAAUCAACCGCAUAUGGUGGCCACCAUUACCGCCGUGGGCUGUGUCAGUUCUCCCCAGAGUAGUCUGAAUAUUACCAGUACCGUGGCACGAUCUCAGCUACCGCCACCCGUCUAUGGUAGCAAUCAGCGCAGUAUGGCCAGCGGCACUGGUAUCUGUUCGCUUAUGAACGAUAUGCAGGAAAUGUCUUCUACGCUAAGUGCCACAAUGUCACAGAAUGUCAGUGAUGUAGCCUCAGCAGCGGUGGCGGGACUUUGUGCCACCAGUGGCCUGCGGAAAGACGAGUCAAGUUCAGCAGCCACGGGAAGCACAACCGGUUUGGUAUUAAGUUCAACGGCUGUGGGGAGUUCGACAACCUCCGCCGCCACCUGUUUACACUGCAAGACAGUGCGACGCACCACAGGUGUUCAUCAGACCACACAGACAACUGGUCCCAUUAGUCCAGUACCUCAAUUGAUGCCAACGACACCAUUGGCAGGGGCUGCAGCGGCGGGACCAAGUUCCAGUGGUUCCCUCAGUAGCACAAACACUGCCGGCAACAAUCAAAGAUAUUUGGAACAACAGCUGGCGAACAUGUCAUCAUUAACACCCACCAAUGCCGCCAACACGACCACCACCAACAACAGCAGCAACAUCACCAAUGAAAUGAACCACUUAACACCUCUAACGCCGCCCAAUGCCAGCGGUACCGGAGUCGGCGGUAAUGUUAUGGCGCCGGGACAACAACCGCUUGUCAAUCGCAUGCUCAAUACCCAAAAGAAACAACAGCAGCAGCAACAGCAACAGGAUCUGAUGGCAGAGCAAAUGUACAGUCAACUGAAAUCGAGUACCAAUCAAAUGAUGCAGCAGGCCCAGCAGAUCAUCAAUGCGGAAUAUCAAAAUCAGCAGCAGUUCCAGCAACAACAGCAGCAGCAACAACAACAGCUUCAGCUACAGUUACAACAACAGCAGCAACAGUCGCCUCAACAGGCCCAGGCCUCAUCAAUGGAACAACAUUAUAUGGUACCCUCAGCCAUGCGCACCUAUCAGCCUCAACCUCAGGCCCAGGCCAUGCAAGCAAAUCCCCAACCAUCCGUACAACUUGCUCAGCAGCCACAGCUACAAAUACAGGCUGCACCGGCCACACAACCUCAGGGCCAAGCCUCAGCCGCCGCUCUCAGCACAAUAAAUCAACAGCAGCAGCAACAACAACAGCGCUACUCGUGUAAAAAACGAUUCACCGAAUAUAUGCGUCGUGAGGUUAUGCGAUUCUUCGGCCUUGAACUUACCACCGAGGUUGAAGAUUUUGCCCUGUGGCAGGGUCGACAACGUCGUCUGGCCAUACGACGUUUUGGCACACUGAAAACCGAAACCGCUGAAAUACCUGAAGGCUGUGCGCUGGACAACAAUGGCUCCGCGGCCGGUGGUGCCAAUCAAAAUUCCCAUUGUUCUGGUUUCAAUAAUGGCGCCCAACAUUCACACAAUCACUAUCACCACCAGCAGCAUGCACAGGCGGGUCAGCAGCAGCAACAACAUCAUCACCAUCACAACCACUCGCACAACCAUUCGCAUCAUCAUGCCUCGGAGAGGCCUGACAUUCUGCCCGACACAGCCGAUGAUGAUGACACCAGCAAUGGCAACGACAGUGUUGGUUCCGGUGGCAGUGGAGGUGUGUUAAGGCGCCGCGGCCACUAUCAGCGGGAUCAUUUCCACCAUCCCUACUACAAUAUAGACUUCCGAGCGGGCGAUCAUGUGGAACGCAAACCAUCCGUUAUGUCUAUGCUGGUUUCAGGCUGUAGCUAUUUGGUCAAUGCCCUCAACAAGCGGCAAAUGGAUUUCCGCCAACGGCGCCAAUGGUCACGCAGUUUUGCUCCCGCUCAUGUACAGAAUGUCCAGAAUUUGGAUGGCACUGCCGGGGCAAACAAUGAAAUCUAUGAGGGUGUUGCAGCCCUGAACGACGAGGUCUUCUUCGAUUCACCAUCCGGCAUGGAUGCCAACAACACGGCAAACAACGGCUCUUCCACAUCGGGUGCCGCUGGCACACCGGCCAACAGUAACAAUCCUAAUGGAAAUGCGGCGACGGCGGCAGCACGCUCUACCGCUGGACCGCAAAUAUUCAAUGGCGCCCAACAGGGUUGGCGUACCACCAACAACAGUACCAGCGUUAAUCACAACGAAGCGGCCAAUCUGCAACAGGCUGUGGUUUUACAUGGCUCCGUACAGGAUCAAGACAACUCGCCACAACAGGCGGUUCAGCAACAACCCCAAAUACCCGGCAUUCGUGCCAAUCGCAUUUCAUCACAAAUACUUGAUGGUGUUCUGGAGAACUCCCGUCGUCCGAUGGCGCAAAAAAUAAAACUAUUCUGUGUUAAUGAUCUCGAUGAUCGUACCGAUCAUAGGCCCUUUUUCACCUAUUGGAUUAAUACUGUACAAAUUAUCGUAUUAUUUUUAUCGCUACUGUGCUAUGGCAUUGGGCCGAUUGGCUUUGGGGUGGAACAGCGCACAGGCCAGGUAUUGGUCACCAGCCUCAGUUUACAAACGGUGCAGCAUACGGAGCAGCGCAACAUAUGGAUAGGACCGCGUAAUCAGGAUUUGGUGCAUAUGGGUGCCAAGUUUGCCACGUGUAUGCGGCGUGAUGUAAAAAUUAUAGAUGUAAUGAUGAAGACCCGACGUCAGGAGCGUGAGACGGCCUGUUGUAUAAGGAAUGACGAUUCGGGUUGUGUACAAAGUUCACAGGCAGACUGUUCAGUGAGGGGGCUGUUUCCAACGAAAUCCAUAUCAACUUGGAAGAAAUGGUCACCCGGUGAAUCGGGGCCAGGCGGUCGCAUUUCGGGCUCUGUAUGCGGUCUGGAUCCCAAAUAUUGUGAUGCACCCGCCUCCAUAGCUCCAUAUGAAUGGCCCGAUGACAUUACUAAAUGGCCAAUAUGCCGUAAAACGAAUUCAUUCUCGCAACGUUUUCGUUUCAAAGAUCACACCGCCGAACAUAUGGUGUGCGAGGUCAUUGGUCAUCCCUGCUGUGCGGGUAUAUAUGGUGAAUGCCGCAUAACGACACGGGAAUAUUGUGAUUUUGUAAAUGGUUAUUUUCACGAAGAGGCAUCACUUUGCUCACAGAUCUCAUGCUUGAACAAUGUCUGCGGCAUGUUCCCAUUUGUAAAUGUCGAAGUUCCCGAUCAAUUUUAUCGCCUCUUUACAUCGCUGUGUAUGCACGCUGGCAUUUUGCAUUUAAUGAUAACCGUGAUAUUUCAACAUGUGUUCUUGGCCGAUUUGGAGCGUUUAAUUGGACCCGUCCGAACGGCCAUCUUGUAUAUAGGUUCGGGACUAGCUGGCAAUUUGACAAGUGCCGUCUUAAUGCCAUAUAAACCAGAGGUGGGUCCACUAGCAUCGUUAUCGGGUGUUAUAGCAUCACUGAUGGUACUAUUAAUAUUAUCGCAUUGGCAACAUCUACAUAAACCACAUGUGGCCCUGUUCAAAUUGAUGUUUAUGGGCGCCAUACUCCUCGCUAUUGGAACGCUGCCAUGGCAGCUGAAUUUUGCCGGUAUUUUUGCGGGUAUAUUCAGCGGUAUAAUUCUAACGAUAGCUUUAGUACCAUUCGUUAGUGUCACCAAAUAUCGGCGUAAAUCAAAGAUAAAUUUAAUAUGGUUUUGUAUUAUAUUCCAUGUAUUCGUUUAUGCCACAAUGUUAUUAAUUUUCUAUAUGUUCCCCACUGAAUUAACCAAGCUAAGUUUUGGAGAGGUGCUCACGAAUAGUUUUAACAAUGGUGCUACGGGCGGUAGUGGUGUUGGCGGCGGCGGCGUUGGAACUGGCAACGGCGGCAUGGGUUCGCCGGGCAUUAGCACAACUGAUAUUAUGCGCACAGGCAUUUCAAACAGCAACAAUAACAAUAAUAACAACAACAAUAAUAAUUAUAAUCGUCAGUCAUUUAUGCAUCAGCAACAGCCGCAGUAUCACUACCACCAUCAAUCCGAUGAUAUAAUAAUUAAUAAUGUUGCCGCCGUGGCGACGGCAACCCUGGCACCCUACAUCCAGUAACGAAGAAUGCCCAAUGGUGAAUUUGACAACAGAUAGGAGAGAGCGCGCGCACUCUUUUUUUUCCA